Molecule: messenger RNA, 3783 nt
Organism: Malassezia japonica
Lineage: Eukaryota; Fungi; Basidiomycota; Malasseziomycetes; Malasseziales; Malasseziaceae
Exons: 1
Coding region: 1-3783 (1260 amino acids)
Source: RefSeq, a predicted model, not a curated record
AUGGCGGGGCCCACAGACGCAAGCCGCGCACGCGCCACGGAGGAGGCCUCGAGCGACGCGAACGCGACGUUUGAUGGAUGUGACGCGGCGUCGUCUCAGGCGACCGCGCCAUUUCUCACAAAUAUCGAGAACCACUUUGGGCGCGUGACGCUCACCGCCCCAGACAACAUGCGCCGCCGUCGUGGGAAAGACCGGCGCGCGGCGGCUGCACGGCCCCCACGGUUCUUGGUAUCGCAGCACGGACGUGCGAGCGUGUCUGAUUUGCGAGAACUUGCACAGGAGGCGCAGGGGCCGCGGCCGCGCACGGGCUCCCACGGCCAGUCGGCACCCCGCGUGGGACGGCCGAACGGCGCGUCGGGCGAAGUGCGCGCUAGGAGCACGGCACGCAGCGCAGAGCGGCCGCAGCUUGCGGUGGAUCCGCCUGCGGACGCGCUGCAACAGUCGGUCACGAGCCCGUGGGACCGCCGCUUGAAUGUUUGGGACGAGAUCUAUGCCAUGCCAGGUGUAUCGGAUCCAGACCUAGUCGACGCACCGCCCGCGUUUGCGGCCGUGACGGCGACACGGCCGCCGGAUCCUCCUGUGCCAAAUAGCCCGCCGCCGCCAUUUACAAGUGAUCGCGAGUCGGACGGCGACGCAGAGAGCGAGCCCGAGGCGGCCGAUCCCCUUACUUUGCAACAGCGCGCGGCAUGGGAGGCUGAUCGCAUGGAGGGGUACAGCCUCGAAGAGCGUGUCGCGCGCAUGGCACGACGCAUGGCCGGCGAGGUGCCGGAAGAAGGCGAGCGCCGCGCACUUGCGCCGCCGAUCCGAGGCGAACAGCGCCUGAGCCUGCUGGGACCGACCGCACGUUCGGCACAAGUCAGCCGCACAGGCACGGUGCGUAUGGGAGCGGCGCGUGUAGGCACGGUGCGCCGUGCAGGCCCCGCACGCCGGCCCCCAGCGCCGAUCACGCCCCGGGACCCGUCCAAUAUUCUCCAAGUCGUCCGGGCACCUGCGCCGCUGUCGGGCGAGCCGUCCGAGGCGCCGAGCGAUAUCGAGUCGAGCGACGAGGCGCCGGCACAGGACUCGUCAGAUUCCGAGUCCGAGUGGCAGACAGAGCACGAUGCACUGGAAGCACUGCGUCGGUACGACGAGGAUAUGCGCCGUGCACUGCGCGGACCACGUCUGCGUGGCAUCCAAAACGAGCGCGCGCAAGCCCCGGGCGACCCGGCGCAGGAGCGCCUUUUUGCCGCGUUCGCCGAACUCGACCGCACGCUGCCCCGUGCGCCGCCGCCGCAAGUACAGACGUCGCUGGUGCCGGGCGGUGCCGUUCUCGAGAGCGAAAGCGAAGUGUCGAGCGACUCGGACGACAGCAUUGCCGGACAGCGCUUUACCGAAGUCCCGUCGGCGCCGCCGCGUGUCGUGCGUGACACCGGAAGCGAGACGUCGAGCGAAGAGGCAAGUGGCGACGAAUCGGACGAGCACGGCCUCACCGACAGCUCGUCCGAGAGUCAAGAGGUGCACGACGAGAGUCUGGCGAGCAGUGCUACGCAAGAUGCUGUGCCUGCGCCCAUUCCUGGUGGGUUUCCCCUUGGGGACGAGGAGCUGGGCAAAGGAGAAGCCGCCGAGGCUCGGCCAUCGGCGCCUGCUGCCGAGACGCCUGCUUUGCCCAGUGCUGCGGAGCGCGUGCCUGCCGAGGCGCGCGUGUCAACUCACAUUGCAGCCGAGCCAGAGCCGCUGCCUCUUGCCGAGGAACCUGCGCCAGCUCCUAGUAGCCCCGAGCCGGUGCCGGCGCCUCUUGCCGAAGAACCUGCGCCAGUUCCCAGCGGCCCCGAUCCGGUGCCGGCACCUCUUUCCGACGCGCGAGCUCCGGCUCUUAACCAGCCUGCUCUGGCUGCUCCCUCGGCCUCGCUGCCUGUCAAGACCUCUGCACCCAGUGCCGAGGCACCCGAGGCUCCGCUCGCCCCCCUUCCCGCCGAGCCGCAGCCCAAGAGCGCUGGAGCUUCGCAGCCUCUACCCUCCCUUAUGAUCCCUGCUCCUGCUCCUGCUGCGCCUUUUUCCGAAGCCCCCCGGGCUGGAGAUGCGGUGUCGCCUGCACCUGCAAGUGCAACGUCGCCGCUGGUGCCUGCACCAGCGCUGCGGUCCCACCUCAGCAGCGCACCUACCGAGCACACGGCGACGGCCGCAGCUGUCGCGCUCGACUCGCUUCCCCGGCGCUCCAAAGCACGCCAUGCACGGCCGCACAAGCACGCCGAGCAGAAAGUGCGCACGGCUGCCCAGCCACCCGCCGCUUCCGCCUCAGCGCCGGUCGAGCCGAGCGUGGCGGUGCCUCUGCAGAGCGAGGCACCCGAGGUGCCUGCCAAAGACCCACCGCGCCCCUCGGCUGUCCCUGAUACCACAUACACUCCGCCGUCGGUCUCGGCGGUGCACCGCGCACGCCGCCCUGCGCCGCCGGCGCCGUCGCCGAUCCGCCGCCCAGUACGCGACCGUCCUCUCCCGCCGCCGCCGCCGUCGCAGGUUCCAUUCCUGCGUACGGCGUACGACCAGCUGCGCGAGAUGCAGUUGCCGGCCCACACGGCCUCGGACGCGUCGCACGAGGUGCUGCAGCGUGCGAAUGUGUACGAUCGUGAAGGACUUGCAUCGCUCGAGGCGUACUUGGAGCGUGCGAUGCCUUCGGUACGUCCCGAGACCGAAGGCGGUCUGUCCCGCUCGAUGAGCCACUAUGGCGGCGCCUUUACGAACCCCCGAUCGUCGGCGGCGCCUCUUCCCAGCCAUUCUCGCCUGCCAACCAUUACGGCAGCGACGCGCCACUUUCCGCCGACGCGGACGUACUCGCGGGACGACGAGGCGGCGCAAGGCGAAGACGCGGCGCACACGACGCCUGUGCGUCCACGUCGCCGUGCGCCGCCGCCGCCGCCGCGGGAGAGGGACGUGCCGCCGGUGCCUGCUCGGCCCAGUGCGCACGCAGAAGCACGAGAGGCAUUGGAGGCGAUGCAAGGCUCGGUGCCCGGCAUUGUUCCAGCGUCGGUGCCGGACGCGGUGCCUGCUGUGCCGGCUGUGCCUGCAGCGCGUGCAGUGCCAGCUGCGCCUGUGCCUGCCGUGCCUGCAGUGUCUACAGAACCCGCUGCUGUGCCAAGCUCUGUCCCAGUGCGCGGGUCUGUACCUGAGCAUGUUGGCAUGCCCGUCGGGGCGCCUGUCCGGGAGGCAGUCCGGGCGCCUGUCCGGGAACCUGUCUCGGUACUCGCUUCCGAACCAGCCACUGUUCCUGCGGCCGUGCCACGUUCGGUGCCCGCCCCGCCCGCGCCUGCACCCAUCCCCUCGCUGUCCGAAGCUUCUACGCCUUCGGGCCCCACUACUACCUCUUCUGUCGCCGGCUCCGACGCGACAGUCCCCCCAUCCCCGCUGCACGCUCCCUCGGUCACGGACCUGGACGUGGCGGUGGCGCAGCUCGACAAUCCCUCGAUGCAGUACGAGUGGGCGACGCUUCUUGGCGAGUUCCUCGGCCCUGCGAGUGCCGCUUCGUCGCUGACGCAAGAGGAGCUGCAGAGCAUUCCUGUCGGCCGCGUCGAGCUCGAGCACCGGCGUGUAUCGUCGUCCGGCAAAGUGAAACAAAAGCUGAGCGUCGUCGGCGUCCGUGUCGACCGCUGUGGCAUCUGUCUCAACCAGUUCCGCGAAGGCCAGCUGGCCUGCAUCUUUCCCUGUGUUCACAUGUACGUCCCCGCCCCUAACCUAGAUUCCACGACCAGUGCACAGUGGAGCUUCUGCGUGCCAGCCGGCUGUGUCCCCUCUGUCGUCGUGACGUGGUAG